Molecule: messenger RNA, 1971 nt
Organism: Thalassophryne amazonica
Lineage: Eukaryota; Metazoa; Chordata; Actinopteri; Batrachoidiformes; Batrachoididae
Gene: map3k8
Product: mitogen-activated protein kinase kinase kinase 8
Exons: 8
Coding region: 230-1642 (470 amino acids)
Biological process (GO): protein phosphorylation
Molecular function (GO): protein kinase activity; ATP binding
Source: RefSeq, a predicted model, not a curated record
GUUUCAUACUCGGUGCUUUUCGUUUGAUGGUGGAGCAGAAAAGGAAAAUGAAAGCUUGACACAGAGUUCAGCUAUGUGACAUGAACAAACACACUUCCCCUCUUCACUUCCUCCUACACGCACACACACACUGUCAGACUGGAUUUGGACUCUGAAAAGUCAACACGGAGCGACCACAGAAGCUCCAAAAACAUCCACUCUGGUGCAGUAGUACAAGUCAAGAAUCAGGAUGGAUUACAAAUAUGAUAAUGGAAUACAGCUUCUGUUGGCUCACAUGAAUAUCGAGGACAUUAUCAAUGCUGCAGAGAGACUUUAUCAGAUUGAAGAGGAUGGAGCAGGCUUGUGUUUUGGAGAACAUGGACUAUCCCUGGGGAAGAUGGAUGUGGUGAAUGAGGAAGCAGGAGAGUUUGAGGACUCGGAGAGUUUGAGGAGUCAGUACAGUUAUGCCGAUGAGGGUGGUGGAGUUCGUUACGGGACGGUGGCAGACCUCCUGUCCUUUGUCAAUCUGCUGUCCAACAUGCAGCCAGCAGGCCUGCAGCAUCUGUCCAAGGAGAUGGGAAUCCUACUCAACAAGUCGUAUAUGGCUAUAAAAAACGGUCACUACCAGAUCAACAGGGAUGUUGUUCUUUUUCCAUGGAAAUUAACCUACAAGAACCAUGGAUCUGGUCUUGUGCCCAAGGGUUCCUUCGGAAAAGUUCACUUAGCACAAGAUACCACAACCAGGAAGAGAAUGGCGUGCAAACUGAUUCCCUUGGAGAACUUUAAAGCAGCCGACGUGGAAUUCCAGGCCCGGUUCAGCCAUGAGAACAUUGCUGAGCUGUAUGGUGCUCUUCUCUGGGAUCAGAAUGUCCACCUGUUCAUGGAGGCGGGUGAAGGUGGCUCUGUUCUGGAGAAAGUAGACAGCUGUGGGCCAUUGAGGGAGUUUGAGGUCAUUUGGGUGACCAAGCAGAUACUGCGGGGCCUGGAGUACCUCCACAAACACAAAAUCAUUCAUCAUGACAUCAAACCCAGUAACAUUGUCCUGAUGUCUGAUAAGGCUGUACUGGUGGACUUUGGCCUGACCGUGCAGAUGACCGAGGAAAUAUACAUUCCCAGAGACCUUAGAGGAACAGAGAUGUACAUGAGUCCUGAGCUGGUUCUGUGUCGUGGACAUACCACUAAGACGGACAUCUACAGCCUGGGCACCACAGUCAUUCACAUGCAGACCGGUAGCCCUCCUUGGGUCCGGAGAUACCCACGCACGGCCUACCCAUCCUACCUCUAUAUUAUUCACAAGAAGGCUCCUCCGGUGGAGGACAUAGCAGAGGACUGCAGUCUGGCAAUGCGCUCCUUCCUGCAGCGAGCCCUGGAGAGGAACCCUGCUGUUCGGAGUUCAGCAUCAGAACUGCUAAAAGAUGAUGCCAUCAACCCACCUAAAGAGGAUCAACCACGGUGUUGGAGUCUUGACUCAGCCCUCGAGGAGGUCACUUGCCAUCUCAUGCGGCGGCAGCACAGCCGGCAUCCGGACUCAACAGAAGACUCGUCCUUGUACUCUGAAGACUCUGGUCACAUGAGGAGAAAGGGUUCUUUAUACCUUGACCUUGGAGCCUUGGCAGCCACCUCUAAACAAGUGACAGGACCCCCUGUCUCCGAGUAUGGCUAGCAAUCACUGCUGUGGCUGAACUGUCAUUGAAGCCACUGGCCUUGUUCAGUAAUGCAGUGAGAUCCUUUUCACGGAUGGACUGAUGAAUAAUUCAGAUCAGUUUAUAGCUGCAAGUACAGCAGCUCAGUGAAAAUUUUGAAGGUUAACAAGACUUUAGACAACAUCAGUGCAUGAGGUCAGGGUCAAUGCCUGGGCUAUGACACUGAUUUCUUAAGAAGGACUCUUUCCUGUGCAUCAACACUGCAGGCUGGUGUUUGGAUUCUUAUUAAAAGAGACUGGUCAAACGUGUUUAAAUGAACUUUGGCUAUUUUUGCUUCUGUAAUGGUUUA